Coregonus clupeaformis (lake whitefish) is the source of this 1478-nucleotide messenger RNA. Its product is annotated as phosphoribosyl pyrophosphate synthase-associated protein 1. Gene Ontology annotation, cellular component: cytoplasm; ribose phosphate diphosphokinase complex. Gene Ontology annotation, molecular function: magnesium ion binding; ribose phosphate diphosphokinase activity. The record is from RefSeq and is a predicted model, not a curated record. Gene Ontology annotation, biological process: purine nucleotide biosynthetic process; 5-phosphoribose 1-diphosphate biosynthetic process. The transcript is spliced from 10 exons. Lineage: Eukaryota; Metazoa; Chordata; Actinopteri; Salmoniformes; Salmonidae. The coding region runs from base 59 to 1132 and encodes 357 amino acids.
CAGUGUAUUGCAAUUAAUUUAGUCUUUGACUAUAUCAAUAAUAACAAUAUAAAUAUGGAUGGUUUCAUUAUUCCAUUUUGUAAUAUGUUUUAAUAUGAUAUUUACGGUCAAUUUGAGCUGCGGACCAAGAAUGUCGCUUUGCCAGCCACAAUGUAAGACGGCUUGGCGUAGAGUUGGGAAAGUCAGUUGUUUACCAAGAGUCCAACAGAGAGAUGUGAACACGGCCAUCAUGGAGCUGCUGGUCAUGGCCUACGCCCUCAAGACUAACUGUGCCAAGAACAUCAUAGGGGUCAUCCCCUACUUCCCUUACAGCAAGCAGUGCAAGAUGAGGAAGAGGGGCUCCAUUGUCUGCAAGCUGCUGGCCUCCAUGCUUGCUAAAGCUGGGCUAACUCACAUCAUCACCAUGGACCUACACCAGAAGGAGAUCCAGGGCUUCUUCAGUUUCCCCGUUGAUAACCUGCGUGCCUCCCCCUUCCUGCUACAGUACAUCCAGGAGGAGAUUCCAGACUACAGAAAUGCCAUUAUCGUUGCAAAGUCCCCUUCGGCGGCCAAGAGAGCUCAGUCCUAUGCUGAGAGGCUGCGGCUGGGCCUGGCGGUGAUGCAUGGGGAGGCCCAGUGUUCAGAGUCUGACAUGGCCGACGGCAGACACUCUCCCCCUCCACUGUCUUCAGGACGCACCACCUCUGGCCACCCUGGUCUGGAGCUGCCAUACACGGGGAGGCACCAGGCUCCAUUCCCAGGCAUAGAGCUCCCAAUAAUGAUGGCCAAGGAGAAACCACCUAUAACUGUAGUGGGAGAUGUGGGAGGCCGCAUCGCUAUCAUUGUUGAUGACAUCAUAGACGACGUGGAGGACUUUGUGGCGGCCGCUGAGAUUCUGAAAGAGAGAGGGGCCUAUAAGAUCUACAUUAUGGCGACACACGGCCUGCUCUCAGCAGAGGCCCCACGGCUCAUAGAGGAGUCCGCCAUCGAUGAGGUGGUGGUAACCAAUACAGUCCCUCAUGAGGUCCAGAAGCUCCAGUGUCCCAAGAUCAAGACAGUGGACGUCAGUAUGAUCCUGGCCGAGGCCAUCCGACGCAUCCACAACGGAGAGUCCAUGGCUUACCUGUUCCGUAACAUCACAGUAGAUGACUGAGCUACACGCACAAAUACAGUGUACACACACAAUGAGACCAAGAAUGUUCAACUCUGUUACAUAGGCACUUGUUUCUUUUCAUUCUAGUUGACUUCCUAUGUUUAUUUUUUUCUUGCAUUCUCAAUGUCUCUUAAUGUCUACUGUUCAUGCAUACCACUAGUCCUUUACUGUACUCUGCUACACUAUGUACAUGGUAAAUAAACAUCACCCAUAUAGACUCUCAGAAAGCACGAACAGCACCGAUAUAUCUUGGAUUAAUUGAAUUGAAUCCUACAGUGUGUAUUGUAUGCAACUUUUCAGUGUUCACUACAGGAUAGCAUUUGGUUAAUAAAGCCUUUUGGAUUAA